AUGACAACACUAACUAUUUGUUUUAAUUUUAUUUUGUUUUGCACAGUUACAACAGUUUUUGGAAGUGAUGAAAACCCAAUAAUCCGAAAUUUUAAAUGUCGUCUAAAUGGGUGUUGUGAUCAACAUGAAUGGUGUAGAUUUUGGGCUACAAUGGGGGAAUGUGGAAGUAAUUCUGGAUGGAUGUCAAUUAAUUGCCAAUUAGCUUGCGGAACUUGUACAAGACCGCCUGUUACAAGAAGACCGCCACAAACACAAGCAGCUACUCUUCCCUUUCGUUUUCCCAACAACCCUUUUAUACAAACACAUUCAAGACAGCCACAAACAUUUCCUCAUUUAUUUGUUACACGAACAUCCCCUACAACACACCCAACAACCCAUCCAACAACAACACAAACAACAACAACAUUUAGACCUCCACCCCCUCCUCCACCCCCACCCCCACCUCCAACAACAACUAUACACACAACAACAACUACACAAACAAUUGUGUCUAACCCAACAGAAAGGUGCAGACAAAUACAAAGAGAUCCCGCUAAUGCUGCUGAAGUUUUACUUAGAGAAAGAUUAGUUGUUGCAACUGAAGUUCGUUCCAACAUUGCAAAUGCUUGUGUUCCUAGGUUAGAUGAAGCAGAAUGUGAACGAUUAAUGCCUCCAGAAUAUGAUGGGGGAUUGUCUGAACCUGUUUCUUCAAUUACAAAUAUUCGCCCUAGUCCUAGAGAAAUUAAUCGACAAGUAUUGUCUACUGCUAAGCAAGUAGUCCAUCAAGAAUACAAUGCUUUAUUAAUGCAAUUUGGCCAAUUUAUGUCCCACGAUAUGGCAAAGACUACUUUGGUGCCUUCUGCCAAAUGUAAUGUUUGUCAAAAUAUUCCUUCUCGAUGUAUGGCAAUAUUCCUCGCCCCCGCAGACCCAAAUUCCAAUUUCCGAGCGGAUGGCUGUUUGAGAGUCUCUCGUUCCUCUCCGAUUUGUGGCUCGGGAAGAACUAAGCCUCGACAACAAUUAAGUGAAAAUACUGGAUAUAUUGAUGGAUCUCCGAUAUAUGGCUCUUCUGUUGGGGAUUUACACAAAUUUAGAGAGGGCGCUACUGGAUUUUUGAAAUUAAAUAAUUUUAAUGGGUAA
Molecule: messenger RNA, 1116 nt
Organism: Meloidogyne enterolobii
Lineage: Eukaryota; Metazoa; Nematoda; Chromadorea; Rhabditida; Meloidogynidae
Source: the annotation of a GenBank genome assembly